Molecule: messenger RNA, 3135 nt
Organism: Gadus chalcogrammus (walleye pollock)
Lineage: Eukaryota; Metazoa; Chordata; Actinopteri; Gadiformes; Gadidae
Gene: gja12.1
Product: gap junction protein, alpha 12.1
Exons: 3
Coding region: 149-895 (248 amino acids)
Biological process (GO): cell communication
Cellular component (GO): connexin complex
Source: RefSeq, a predicted model, not a curated record
AUUUAUCAUUUCUAGAUCCCAUGACAACGUAACAGUAUUGUGAAACUCUAAAGUUAAAGUUCAGUGGGCUGUAGGACAUACAGCAUCUGCAGCUUCACGGCCAGGAGCUUGCGGUCGAUUCACCACCGGACUUCAAAAAUAAGAGAGCAUGGGUGAGUGGAGUUUCCUAGCGUCUCUCCUUGACAAGGUCCAGUCCCACUCCACGGUCAUCGGGAAGGUCUGGCUCACAGUGCUCUUCAUUUUCCGGAUCAUGGUCCUUGGGGCCGGAGCAGAAAAGGUGUGGGGUGAUGAGCAAUCCCAAAUGAUCUGUAACACCAAGCAGCCAGGCUGCAAGAACGUGUGCUACGACCACGCCUUCCCCAUCUCCCACAUCCGCUUCUGGGUGCUGCAGAUCAUCUUCGUGUCGAGCCCCACGCUGGUGUACCUCGCUCACGUCCUCCACGUCAUCCACAAGGAGAAAAAGCUGAGGGAGCGUAUGCAGACCAGCAGCGAGCCGACCAAGAACCCAAAAUACUCGGACGACAAAGGUCACGUCAAGAUCAAAGGGGACCUUCUGGGCAGCUACCUGGCCACCAUCUUCUUCCGGAUCUUUCUGGAGGUGGCGUUCAUCGUAGGGCAGUACUAUCUGUACGGCUUCGUCAUGGACCCCAGAGUGGUGUGUUCCAGAGCACCCUGUCCCUUCACUGUGGAGUGCUACAUGUCCCGGCCGACCGAGAAGACCAUCUUCAUCAUCUUCAUGCUGGGGGUGUCCUGCGUGGCCCUGCUGCUCAACGUUCUGGAGGUCUUCUACCUGCUGUUUAGAGGCAGGUGCUCCAAGAGACGGCACGUGGCCCCCUUUACCAUGCCCAGCCACUCGGCUGUCCUGGAGAUGAAGCAGGUGCCUCGGACCACCUAAUUCUAAUGUGAGGAUCAUGGAUGGACCCGUAGAGGGCAGCUCCACGAGCUGGGAGGUCCUCACACCUUACAACACAUUGCAACGGGCAGGUCAAUACAUUUACAAUAAGGGCGUUUAGCAGACAGCUUUUAUCCAAAGAGACUUACAAUAAGUACAUUUGUCAGAGAAGGAGAAACCACAAUAUAUCUCUGUCGGUACCGUAAGGAUGUUUAUGGAACCAAGUGCCAAGCACUUACAAUUGUUAGGUUGAUCCACUCCCCAUACACAACAACGAUAGCUAGAAUACAAUGCUACACAACUAAGUACUGUAACUAAGGACGAGUCGACAUACAAUGUCAGGUCAUAGAGAAACUUGGUUAUUUGAUACUCAUAUUAAGUACACAAACCUUGAGAACACUAUACGUUUAUACUACAUGGAAACUUUGAUGAUACCUUCUAAAACGUGACUUUGUUUAAUAUAAGAGGCGGGUCUGAAGGUCGAUAUGGCAGCACAUUUUGUAGCAAGAAAUACCUUUUUUGGUGUUACUUUUUUGGGCUUAUAACAUCCUUAAAGGGUUUUUUAAGGAUGUUAUAAGUCUAGUAUACUACCAUGUAUUACUAUAGAUUCUAGUAUAAUUGCUACUAAAUGCUCAAUAUUAUUUUUUAAUUUAUUUAAAUAAUAAUAUCUAUGCAUUAAGCACUUUAGUUUACCUUGUCAGAGACCUUUAGAGGCUACCACUGAUGAAGUAUGAUCAAGUAUGAUGCAAGAUCUCUAUCCAUCAAUAAUGUUAUGUUCUACUACCUAUCCUAUUUAUUUUCUUAUCAUUUCCCAGUCGUUCUUAUUCCAGAUUAGUUUUGUCCGUUAUUGGCCUCUGGACGGGGUCCGUGAGGGAAUGAGUUAAUGCCACGACUCUUUGGGCCGAGUCUCUUCUGUGGUGCAUUUUGGAGACAUUUCUGCUUUCUUGUUCAAUGACGUCACCCAACAACCGUAACAUCAAAUGUUAUGUUUUAUAUAUUUUACUUGUCAUCGAUUCAAUUAUUUUCUUUGUGUUUUAUCUUCGGAAUCAUAGCAAAAUAUGAGGUUUAAGGAAACGCACACUUACUAAAUGUUGAACAUCGAAAAAUGUUAAUAAAACAAUACAAUUGAGUGAAACCGUUUGCAUUGUUUUUGAUAUUUUCGUUAUUAUAUCUCACCACGUAGUUUCAACAAAUAAAUCCCAGGAAUCAGUGAAUGACCUGACACAUUGUAUGUCGUCCUUAGUUGUAAGUCGUCCAUACCUUGAGAACACUAUACUACAUGGAAACUUUGUUGACGGCCUACUUCCUUCCAAAAUGUGACUUUGGUUUAUAUAUGGGGCGGGUCUGAAUGGCGGUAGGCCUAUGGCCCCACAUUUUCUAGCAAGAAAUAACACCCCCCUAAACGUUUUUGGGAGUUAUUUUUUGGGCUUAUAACAUCCUUAAAUGUUUUUUUAAGGAUGUUAUAAGCCUAGUAUAUACCUACCAUGUAUAAGGUAGCCUAGCCUACUAUAGAAUUUAUGUAGAAAUGCUAUACUAAGUGCUCAAUAUAAUCUUUUUAUUUUUUUCUAUUUAAAUAAUAAUAUUUAUGCAUUAAGCACUGUAGAUUAGUUGGUCCGAGAUCUAAGGGGCUACCACUGAUGAAGAUCUUUAUGGUGGAUCUAUCAAGUAUGAUGCAAUAUCAAUAAUGUUAUGUUCUACCUAUUUUUUGUCUUAUCAUUUCCCAGUCGUUCUUAUUCCAGGUUAGUGUCCUGUGUAAGUCCUUCAUUGGCCUCUGGACGGGGUCCUUGAGGGAAUGAGUUAAUGCCACGACUCUUUGGGCCGAGUCUCUUCUGUGUUGCAUUUUGGAGACAUUUCUGCUUUCUUGUUCAAUGACGUCGCCCAACAAACGUAACAUCAAAUGUUAUGUUUUAUAUAUUUUACUUGUCAUCGAAUCAAUUAUUUUCUUUGGGUAGGUAUUUCUGUGUUUUAUCUUUGCGAAUCAUAGCAAAAUAUGAGGUUUAAGGAUACACACCCUUGAAUACUUUAAAUUUUGAACAUCGAUUUUUUUCAUACAAUUGAUUGAAACUGUUUGUAUAGUUUUGAUAUUUUCUUUAUUAUAUCUCACCACGUAGUUUCAACAAAUAAAUUCCAGCAAUCACGUGAUAGACAAAGCUGAUCAACGUGAAAUGGCUGCGGUUUUCUCCUGUCUGUCUAUCCAACAGUGUGGUCAAGCGGGUUGGUAGCGAUGACACUGUUUCACGUGU